UAUUUUUCAAAUUCACAAUAAUAUAAUGAGCUUCAUUAACAAUCACCAAGCCUUGAUUGUUCUUUGAACACAAUCUCCAUUCCUCUUCAUUAACAUCCUCAUCUUAUAUAUAUAUAACCCCCUCCCUCCCUCCCUCUCCGUCCCUCCCCUCAUCUGCUAAUUUUCUCUCUCUAACGGGCAUUCCGUUGUUUGUGAGUUUUCACUGUCCCUUUGGCUUUGCAUGUGUCAUCUUGGGUGUCUGUGCUAAGCUUCUGCAGCUAUAACUCCCUGAAUCCCGUAAGAUCGAUCACCAGCAACAGAAGGCAAAGGUUAACCUGACUUUCACACAAUGAGCUUAAAAGAUACCCUUGAUGACCCUUUCACAUCACCACUUUAGUCUCUAUGUUUACUCCUUCUGCGAUCCUUUUCUCGAUCUUGACAAUCUCGAGAAAUACUAUUGUACUCGCAGUUUUCAUGGAUGCUAUCGUCUGCCUCUUGCUGUACCACUUCACUCUCUCCGCCCUUGUUUAGCCCUUCAUUUUUUUUGGCUCACUUUCCCAGAAAAGUACAAGAAAAGCGAGUCUUUUUUCUAGAAGGAAAAGGCCAAACGUUCAUUCAAAAUGACUGAGAGUUUGUCUGAUUUUCUUGAAGAAAUGCAGCCUGAAUUUGGCGACACUGCCUUUGAUGGAGAUGAUUUGUUUGCUAUUUUUGAGAGUUUAGACAGUGUAACAGAUUUCCCUCCGGUAACACCAUUAGACGAGGCUGUUGUUAGCUCAAAAGAAAGCGAAGAAACAAGGCAGUUAGUGUCACAAAAGUCUUCAUCAUCUAAUGCUUUGCAUGAUUCUGAUGAGACCAAUAAUGAGCUUGAAACUUCUCCAAGAAGCAAGAGACAAAAGAUUUCAGCGUCAGCAGCAGCUACAGCUUCUUCAGAUCAGGAAGUAAAUCCAGAUGGGCAGCAACGUAUGUCGCAUAUUACAGUGGAACGCAACCGGCGAAAGCAGAUGAAUGAGCACUUGUCUGUUUUGAGGUCCCUCAUGCCUUGCUUCUAUGUCAAAAGAGGAGACCAAGCAUCAAUAAUAGGAGGAGUUGUUGAUUACAUCAAUGAGUUGCAACAAGUUCUGCAAUCACUUGAAGCCAAGAAGAAAAGAAAAGUUUAUAGUGAAGUUCUUAGCCCUAGGAUUGUUUCUAGUCCAAGACCUUCACCACUUAGCCCUAGAAAACCACCACUAAGUCCUAGACUUAAUUUGCCCAUUAGCCCAAGAACUCCACAACCAUGUAGUCCUUACAAGCCAAGAUUGCAACAAGGUUACCUUUCUCCUACCAUGGCUAAUUCACUUGAAUCAUCUCCAUCUCCAUCUUCUUCCUCCUCCAUUAAUGACAACAUUAACGAACUCAUCGCGAAUUCUAAGUCAGCAAUUGCUGAUGUUGAGGUUAAGUUCUCAGGUCCAAAUGUUCUAUUGAAGACUGUAUCUCCUCGGAUUCCUGGUCAAGCUGUGAAAAUAGUCUCUGCCCUUGAAGACCUUGCCCUCGAGAUUCUAAAUGUGAGCAUUAGCACAGUAGAUCAUGAAACUAUGCUCAAUUCCUUCACAAUCAAGAUUGGAAUUGAAUGCCAACUAAGCGCUGAGGAACUUGCUCAACAAAUUCAGCUAACAUUCUGCUAACCAUCCCCGGCCAAGUCCCAACCUAUCAACUCUCCUGCUUCUUUAUGGAAGGCAUUUACUAGCAUUCCUACAUAAUUUAAUUAA
Messenger RNA from Populus euphratica (Euphrates poplar), 1724 nucleotides. RefSeq names its product transcription factor SPEECHLESS-like. The record is from RefSeq and is a predicted model, not a curated record. Gene Ontology annotation, biological process: positive regulation of DNA-templated transcription; guard cell differentiation; stomatal complex development. The transcript is spliced from 3 exons. Lineage: Eukaryota; Viridiplantae; Streptophyta; Magnoliopsida; Malpighiales; Salicaceae. Gene Ontology annotation, cellular component: nucleus. Bases 600 to 1640 code for a protein of 346 amino acids. Gene Ontology annotation, molecular function: protein dimerization activity; DNA-binding transcription factor activity.